Panicum virgatum (switchgrass) is the source of this 1141-nucleotide messenger RNA. RefSeq names its product WAS/WASL-interacting protein family member 3-like. NCBI's taxonomy places the organism in Eukaryota, Viridiplantae, Streptophyta, Magnoliopsida, Poales, Poaceae. The coding region runs from base 25 to 750 and encodes 241 amino acids. The transcript is spliced from 6 exons. The record is from RefSeq and is a predicted model, not a curated record.
UUUCCCCUUCCCAGCUGGUAACAGAUGCGGCGCUAUUCUAAAAAAAAAAAAAACAGAUGCGGGCAUGCGGCGCUCUGCUCCCCGGCGAUUCCCUGCGCCGCCCGCGCCCGUGCGUCCCGGGCAAGCUGCAGCGCCUCCUCCCCCCGGCCCCGCGAUUCCCUGCGCCUCCGCCGUCCGUGCCUCCCCCACCAGCGCCACCCGCGUCCGUGCCGCCCGGGCGAUCUCUGCAGCGCCUCCUCCCCCCGGCCCCCGCGAUUCCCUGCGCCGCCGGCGUCCGUGCUGCCCCGGCGAGCUGCAAAGCCUGCUCCGGCCGGCGACUAUCUGGCUCGGGAUCCGUCCGUCGUUCCUCCCGUCGCCGUCGAUCCUCCUCCGACCUGCCUUCCAAUCAGUCUCUUCGACGCCCGCGAGGUGCUGCAUCACCAUCUGUCCGUGCUGCAGAAGGAGGGAAGGCAAGGCAAGGCAAGGAAGCCUCUCUCUGGCUCGGAGGAAGAGCUCCUGAGGCCUCAAGGUGCACGCAGGGAGAAGCUUGAUGGCCUUGUGCACUGCUGCAGCUAUGUUGCGGGUGUGUGCUUCGCCAACACGUGGAGCCCUAGACUCCGCUGCUGGCCACAUGAUUUCUUUGCGUCCUCAGCACUUCAUCUGGAUCUGUGCUCUGCUGCUUCAUCGUUCCUUUAUGUCAUAGGCUGUUUCCCCUCUCAGCCAACAUUUCAGAUGCUCAUUCUGCAACCUGGACACCUACAUGAAAGGUGAGGGAGGGAGCUACCUUAUCACCGACUUGUUGGCUGAGGGAUAUGCGAGGUGUUUUAUCCAAGAUAUGCACAUGUUCAAUGGUUGCAGGAGCCAGUCGUCAUGGAAUCAGACUGCGGGGCGGCCAUCCAAUAUUUGAAGGAGGUGAAGGUCUUGAAGCUUGCAUGUCUCUCCAUUUAGGAUGCUUCUCAUGCGGCUAAUAGAUUGCCAGGUUUUGAGUUGUAUCAUGUAAACAGAGAGGAAUUCAGUAUCCGAUGAUCUUGCACAAAUGUCUAAGUGCCUGAACCACAGUGCUGUGUGGCGAGGCUGUUAUCCUGCCUGUAUCAAGCAGUCGGUUGCUUUUGAUUGUAACAUUUCCAUGAGUAAUCAAUAAAAUCUCUCUUUACCUGGUAAA